Messenger RNA from Suillus subalutaceus, 261 nucleotides. RefSeq lists its product as uncharacterized. The transcript has 3 exons. NCBI's taxonomy places the organism in Eukaryota, Fungi, Basidiomycota, Agaricomycetes, Boletales, Suillaceae. The record is from RefSeq and is a predicted model, not a curated record. The annotation marks the transcript as partial.
GUUGUCCCAAUGCUCGUUGUCAACCUUUUACAUGAGUUUGAACUGGGCAUAUUCAAGUCCAUGUUUAAGCAUCUCAUCAAGCUCCUUCAUGGCAUAAAUUCUGAAACAAUAACUGUCCUGAAUGAACACUUCCGCUCAAUCCCUUCCUUUGGCAGGGGUGCCAUUUGGCAUCUUCCAUCAAGUGUGUCAGAUGUGCGGCAUAGUGCUGCAUGGCACUUUGAGGACAUUUUACAGUGUGCAAUCCCAGCAUUCGAAGGAUUA